Messenger RNA from Lathyrus sativus (Indian pea), 318 nucleotides. NCBI's taxonomy places the organism in Eukaryota, Viridiplantae, Streptophyta, Magnoliopsida, Fabales, Fabaceae. The record is from the annotation of a GenBank genome assembly.
AUGGCACAAGACCAUAGGAAGCUCAGUUCAGAAAUGAUUAGCCACAACAUUAGAGAGCUUGUCAAUCGAGACGCUUCACUUAAGGUGAAAGUGAUCAUUGCCCAUAUUCUUAAAAAAUACAGGUACAUAAUAUCUUACAGGAAAUCAUGGAUCGUUAAGUGUAAGGCCAUAAAGUCGCUCUACAGAAAUUGGGAAACAUAUUACAACGACCUACCACAGUGGAUAUUGGUAAUGAAAACCUAUCUUCCUAGAAUCAUUAUAGAUUUGCAAACUCUACCUGCAAUUUUAAAUGAUGGUUCUCAAAUCUCUGAAAAAUGA